Synchiropus splendidus (mandarinfish) is the source of this 1942-nucleotide messenger RNA. It is a transcript of the gene ppcs, whose product is annotated as phosphopantothenoylcysteine synthetase. Gene Ontology annotation, biological process: coenzyme A biosynthetic process. The coding region runs from base 87 to 1025 and encodes 312 amino acids. Gene Ontology annotation, molecular function: phosphopantothenate--cysteine ligase activity. The transcript has 4 exons. Gene Ontology annotation, cellular component: nucleus; cytoplasm. Lineage: Eukaryota; Metazoa; Chordata; Actinopteri; Syngnathiformes; Callionymidae. The record is from RefSeq and is a predicted model, not a curated record.
GAAGAAGAAGCGUUCCGUGGUGACACCAGGCAGUUAGUGUUCAGUUGCUGCUCUGUCCCUCAACACUUUCGCCUCCGACAUUGGCCAUGGCAGAGCCCAGAAUAUUGUCUAUUGAUGGAAAACUGGCUCAAGAGUUUGCUGCCCCCUCGCAUGUGGAGGACGUGAAGGAGAAGAUGGCUGCUUUUGCCAAGUGUCAUGCAGAAGCUGGACGCCAAGUUGUUCUCAUCACAUCUGGAGGCACAAAAGUCCCACUGGAGUCUCGCACCGUUCGAUUCCUUGAUAACUUCAGCAGCGGACGCAGAGGAGCUGCCUCAGCAGAGUAUUUCAUGAACUGUGGUUACGCAGUCAUCUUCCUGCACAGACACCGUUCCCUCUAUCCAUACUCUCGUAUAUUUUCCACUGUGAACAUGCUGGACGCUCUGCAGUCCAACUCUGGUGACGUCUUGGUGAACCAGCAGGUGCUUCCAAACAUCGGUCAAGUCUUGAAACGAUACCAGGAAGUGAAGGAAGCAAGACUUCUUCUUCCUGUCGAAUUCAGUACGCUGUCAGAGUAUCUGCACCUCCUGAAGGCGGCGGCUCAAGCUCUCAAUAACAUUGGAUCCCGUGCCAUGUUCUACUUGGCCGCAGCUGUGUCCGAUUUUUACAUCCCAGCUUCAGAAAUGCCAGAACACAAAAUCCAAUCUUCAAAUGGACCACUUCAACUCAGCAUGAAGAUGGUUCCCAAAAUCCUGUCUCCACUGGUCAAAGACUGGGCGCCGCAAGCCUUCGUCAUUUCCUUCAAGCUGGAAACAGACCCGACUAUUCUGCUGGAAAAAGCUCGGCGGGCACUGGCCACCUACAGGCACCAGGCGGUGGUGGCCAACGUUCUGGACUCCCGGCGGGGUUACGUGGUGGUGGUGACGUCUGACACUCAGGCGGAGCUGAAUCUCACGGAGGAAGACGUGAAGAACGAGGUGGAGAUCGAAGAGAGAAUCGUGAAAAAUCUGACGGCCGCACACCAGCACUUUAUCGGUCAGCAACAGUGAUGGCAAUGUUUGUAGUCAUGACCAAGCUAACGGUUUCUAAUUCCAUGUGCAACGUUACUGUAAAUUAGUGUUGCCAUGCUUUUCCUCUCUGCCUUAAAAAGUCGAAAUGGAAACAAAUACUUUCAAAAAGUUUAUUCACCGUAUGAACUCCUCCUUCAGUAUAGAUAUAUAUAGAACAGCCAGACUGACUUGCCUGUGGAGAAAUCUGCUCGACAGAGCGCAAAGCAUCAACAAAGAUGUGCUCUACAGCUCCGGUAGCCGUUGGGUUACUUGAGUUUGACGCUCUUCUUGACGCCUGCACGGAUGCCAGACUGCUCCCCGCUGUAUCUCGCCUCUUCUCGGCGAACCUCUUGGACCUGCCGAACGAGUCCCGAAUGUCAUCUCCAACAACCAGCUUGCAUGCCAUAACUUCGUAGUGCCAUUGAAUCAUAAGAUGAGUGCCCACCUGUCCCUUUCUGCGAAUCUUGGCUCGUCUGAACUUCUCUCUGUAUUUAGCUCUCGGGUUACGGUCAAUCUUCUUCCUCUUGGGUGUGAGUCCCUUGUUUUUGGCCAUCUGAGGAGCAAAACGAGGUAGAAAUUAAGAACUGCUUAUGAUAUUAAUCUGCUAUAAACAUUCAAGUACAUGCGGGGUGUGAGGGAUGGAGGUGUACUAUUUUGAUUUUCUGAGGAUGGAAGGAAGCACUUGGUGUCUAUUGUAUGAAGAGGUACGCAUGAAGUAAUAAAGGUAAAGUAUAUAACACAAGCUCCGUCUCCAGGUCUCUUUGUCAAGUUGUGCCAAUAUGAAACACAAAACAACAGUUGUGUACCAAUUGGAUUUCAAUUUCAAAAGACAAAUGAACCUGCCCAAUCCACCCACAAAGUCCAACAAAUGCCCACAGAAAAAGGUCCAAACCAUGACUUGACUCAAGCGGGGAGCU